Messenger RNA from Macrosiphum euphorbiae (potato aphid), 297 nucleotides. Lineage: Eukaryota; Metazoa; Arthropoda; Insecta; Hemiptera; Aphididae. The record is from the annotation of a GenBank genome assembly.
AUGGCCACUAUCAAGGUAGUCGUUCCAGGCAAAAAUAACAAGGCGACAUCGUCUGUCAAAGGAACUGCCAACAACGCCACCGCGAAGACGUCUAUUGGGGGUACGGCCGUCGCACAGGUGGUGAUAAUCUCCAACGUAGAAAAGGUAACCGAAAACCAGACGAACGGAAAUCAAUCGAUGAAAAAACAAAACCACAAAAAUCGAAAAUUACUUAUCAAACCUGUAAGCAGAAAAUGUAGGGACGGAUACAUUAUAACGUCUUCCGGAGAUUGUAAACCAAUAUUUCAAGACGAAUAA